CCUUCCUGGCUAUGGCUGUCCAGGACUACUUACUCCAGUAUAAAACUGAGAGCAGAAAUAUGAUCACAUACUAAGGAGUCUAAUCAAUUCUGGUUUCAACACUGAGCCUAUUUAAAACAGAUAAUGGAAUUGCUGUUCCUUGUUCUGUUCUCUCUGCACAUUCUCAAGACAGAGGUAGUAGUCGGAGGCCAUUGGUGCUAUCAGUCACAGAAGCAUGACCAGCCACACUGUGAAGAUCCUCGACAAUGGUAUCAAACAGCUGUCGCCUGCAAAGGAAACAAACAGUCACCUAUCAAUCUUGUCACCAAAAAUGUCGUUUAUGACAAGAGCCUUAAGCCACUGAGUUUUGAAGGAUACGAUGUGAAGGGAUCUUCAAAAUGGAACAUAGAAAAUAAUGGACAUACAGUUAAAGUAACACUAAGCACAUCCCCUAAAAUUGGAGGUGGAGGCCUGGGAAGAAAAUACAAGGCGAUAGAAUUUCAUUUGCACUGGGGAGUCCAAGAUGUGCAGCAAUACCUUCCCGGGUCAGAGCACAGCAUAGAUGGAGAAAAACAAGCCAUGGAGCUUCACAUUGUCCACAUAAGAGAAGAUGUUUCGGAUAUGACAGAAGCGAAGAAAAAUGCAGAUGGUGUGGCUGUGUUAGCAUUCUUUAUAAAGGUUGAAGACGAAAAUAAAAACUAUGCAACUCUAAUAAAUGAAUUAGACAAUAUUAAAUACAAAGGGCAAACAGCACAGAUUGAGCCUUUGCCGCUGAGUUCUCUUCUUCCACCUGAGGAAGACCUUGGAAGGUACUAUCGGUAUGAGGGCUCCCUCACCACUCCCGACUGCCAUGAGGGAGUCAUCUGGACGGUGUUUGAGAAGCCAAUUGAACUCAGUAUUUCUCAGAUUUCUCAGUUCUCAACAGUUCGCUUUGAUGGGAAGAACUCAACUUACAUGGUUGAAAAUUUCCGGCCUGUUCAGUUUCUGAAUGAACGAAAGGUGUACUGGUCCAGCGCCAGCAUCCCCCUGCCUACUGCUAAGGUUUUAAUGUUGGUCCUGACGCUUACGUACAUCCUGAGUUCUCUUUUCCAAUGAACACUUCUCACCUCACGCAAGGUUCUGGGCUUUUUGGAGGUUUUUUUUUUUUGUUGUUGCUGCUGUUGGUUCUUUGUCUCAAGUAGCCUCUCUAACUACCAACUCAUGAAUCGUAUCUCAAUAUAGAAUUUAACCUUGUCCUCCUCCAGACACUAACCAAGGACUUCUGUUGCUGCUCUUAUAUAAAAUGAAACCCAUUGCACUAAAUCACAAGAAUUCAAAGGAACUGUAAGAUAAAGCUAUGAAGAUUCAAAUUAAAAAAAAACCACUUAAAGAAAACAUUAGGAUGGAUUAUCUGCAAGCCUGUAGUUUUAACACAACACUGGAAGGACACUGUACAAGCUAUACAGAGGACCUUCAAGAGGAAUCUGUUCUUAAGUGCCUAUGAAGGGUUUUGUUUGGAGUAUGUUUACAUUCAACACUGCAAAUCAGGAAGACAGUAACACGUGGAGUAAUUCCUGUCAUCCCUACAUUGUCCUACAUGAAGGUACAAUACAGAGCAAAGAAAAACUGCUCACACACAAUUGAGCAACAUCUGGGUCAUCCUACCUAGUGAAGGAUAUGUGACAAAUUUCAUCUGUACUAACACAAUUUUACGCCCUUCUUCCUUCAGAAUAUCUAAAGUUAAUUUUUAGAUAAGGAUACUGGAUUCCUUUCAUCUAAUCUACUGAUUCUGGAUUUCAGGUUCCUCUGUUAAGCCUAUUUAUUCACCCUAGUACGGAAUCCUACUCUGGGAUGCCCGUGGCCGAUACGAUGUGCUAGAAAGAAACAGGGAUGUUCAACUACAUGUACCAGUUGCACAUCUGUGGAAAUUCCCUCUCUUUGGAGGGCUGCAUUUGAAGCAUGAGACUUUGAUCAUCCUUUGCAGUUUUCAUUUGCCUAAUAAAAUGGGACAGCUCAAGAAACGGCUCUUUCCGGUAUCACAUUUUAGAAGUUUUUAAAUGUCAGUUUGAGCAUUUCAGUGUGAACAUUUCCUUUUACUUUUUUUUUUAAUAAUAACAUACCUGCAAUAUUCACAUAUGGUUAAGAUUCAUAGUUUUUCCAAGAAGAUUGUGAUUUGAACUGAUUUCUUCAGAUUCUACCCAAUUACUUACAGAAAAGCUCAAUAUAUUGGGAAAUGGGAUUUCCUUAUAUUAUUCCAGUUCUCUCUCUGAAGACAGCCAUAACAGUUUUCUUCGGCUAUCGCCAUAUAAUAUGUUACAGCUUCUUUUAGAAUUUUAGAAUUUGGCGACAUCAAAAUCAGAUUUCAUAUUAGCAGACUUGUAUUUUUUUCUUUAGGGCAAUGUUUGCAGAGAUGACUUUAUGCUACAGCUCUAUGGCCAUUUUCAGGAAAAUCAUGGCAGUGAGACUAACCGCAGCUCACCAAAGGAGAAAAAGCAGGGUGAAAAAUUAUUUUCAUAUUUAACAAUCAACAAUAUAAGCUUAAAAAACCCCACAUGGGAAAGCAAAUUCACCUUUUGAAGUUUAGAGGAAUGAUUAAGACUUUAACUGUAUUUUUAGCUAACUGAAAAACUUUUGAGAAGCACACAUAAAUGAAAGAUUAAAGUUGAACA
Messenger RNA from Aptenodytes forsteri (emperor penguin), 2627 nucleotides. It is a transcript of the gene CA4, whose product is annotated as carbonic anhydrase 4. Gene Ontology annotation, molecular function: carbonate dehydratase activity; zinc ion binding. Lineage: Eukaryota; Metazoa; Chordata; Aves; Sphenisciformes; Spheniscidae. Bases 124 to 1074 code for a protein of 316 amino acids. The record is from RefSeq and is a predicted model, not a curated record. The transcript has 8 exons. Gene Ontology annotation, cellular component: plasma membrane.